Messenger RNA from Manduca sexta (tobacco hornworm), 378 nucleotides. RefSeq lists its product as uncharacterized. The transcript has 2 exons. The record is from RefSeq and is a predicted model, not a curated record. Lineage: Eukaryota; Metazoa; Arthropoda; Insecta; Lepidoptera; Sphingidae. The annotation marks the transcript as partial.
AUGCGGGCGGCGGUGCUUCGACUGCGGAGUAAAAACACGGCCCCGGGGCUUGACGGCAUCCCCGGGAGAGCCUGGGUGCUAGCCCUCGAGCACCUGGGUCCGAGGCUCCGCAGUUUGUUCUCCGCCUGUUUGGAGCAGGGUGUCUUCCCGGUGCGUUGGAAAACCGGGAAGCUCGUCCUGCUCAAGAAGGAGGGACGGCCCGCAGAGGCUCGGUUUUGGGCCCUCUCCUGUGGAACAUCGGGUAUGACUGGGUGCUCCGUGGUGCCAAUUCUUCGGGGAGUCGGCGUGACAUGUUACGCUGACGACACAUUGAUCACGGCGACAUCUAGGACCUUCCAGGGCGCCGCAAUUUUAGCGGCGGUGGGCACCGGCCACGUU